AUGUCGGCCCAGGUUGCACCCACCAUUCCUCCACGACCCACCCGCGCUUCCCAACAGGCUGCGACACAGGGUGUCAGCAAGCUGCCCGACAUCCCUCCACGUCCUCUGCCCAAACGCCUAGAUCGUUCUGUCUCUCCCGCCAACUACCCUCGUUCCCCUCUCAACGAGCCAUGGGGUGCAAACACCAACCGCCGGAGAAGCAACGAACAAGCCAACGUUGAAGCUCUACGCCGACCACCUAGUGUUCAGAAUCUGCCUUCUCUUGGCCAGGAAGGAAUGGAAUAUGCCGAUAUUCUAGCCACCCAAACGAAUCAAGAACCGCCAGCCUCUGCCUUGGGUGCCGAUGCCGCAGCCCAGACCAGAAACAUUGGCCAUGAUUUACAUCUCCACGCCCCGAAGCCAUCUCUCCCGAAAUCCAGUGCCACUGCCCAGGUACAAGCAGUGACAAGAACCGAUUCCCAACAGGCCGCUUACCACGGCCUCGGAAAACCUCCCACUCCUGCCCAGGAAGAAGGCGAGUCUCUGCACACAGUAAGGACCAGGAACAGCUUUUCCAGGCCCUCGUCAACGGUGGAAGGCGGUCGACGCUCGUCUGUCUAUGGUGGAGAAGAGACUGGUCCUGCCGAGAUUGGUCUUCGAGUUCCCAUCAAUCCCUUACUUGGAGAUGUACAGGCACCAUCCCCAGCACCCCAUAGCCCGCAUAACACCGGAGGCAAUGGUGAGAAGAGGAGGCCACACCAUUCCAGGACAAAGAGUGGCCGCGAGAUUUUUGCCCCGCCUGGAAGCUAUGGUCUGCAUGGUCACGGUCUCCCUCCACAGGAUAAGUUCGAGAAAGAUUGGUAUGCUAAGCAUCCCGAUAUUGCCCAGCACGAGGAGACCCAUGGCCAUGGAGUAUACGAGAGCAUUGGAAGUGGGCGUGGCAGCUUCGCUUUGAGCAGUGAUGAUUUGAACAAGAUUGUUCGCAGCACUGCAAGCCGAGGUACCGGCAUGGGUACCUCCGGAACUACAUUCUCUUACCCAGAUGAACAAAUUGGGUAUAAAGCUUCUGAGUUUUAUACCUCUAGAUCGCAGCAGAACACCCCGAAUAGCUUGGCAAAGACGAUCACAAAUACAUCCCAACCAGCAGCUGAGUCACCGUUGAGAAAGGCUAGCUUCCCUGCUGAUGAGACCAUCCCAGCAGAAGUUCGUCGCGGAAGGCUCUCAAUUUCUGGAAAAUCCGAUGAUGCGGUUGAGAGUGAAGCAGAGCAGGAAGUCCAUGUCGAACCUCGACGUCGUUACAAUAAGAUAACUGGCGGUGAAGAGAGCCUGAACGAGACACAAGAAGCUCGCCCAUAUGCGUCACACCCGACCCUCGAUGGCGAUUACAUCAAUGAGCAUGGCUACACGGUACCAAUUCUUGCCGAGGACGAGGUUGCCAAGGCUGUUGGAAUCGAACAUCUUCAACCAGCUAUUUCCCCCAAGGCGGAACGCCAUGACGGUUAUCGUAGCGGCGAUGCUACCCCAGGUUCGCGUCCUUCCAGCAGACCAACAAGCCUCUAUGGACUGUCGGGGGCUUCAACCUCACUACAACGCUUUAUCUCGCAUCACGACGACCGGGACGCCCAGCACACCCCCUUGGAGGACGUAGAGGAGUACGAACCACUCUUCCCGGAUGACGAUGGCAAGAAGUCCAUCAGCCACGCUGAGCGAUUUAAGCAGAGACCGCAUGUUCUAAAGCAACGUUUCCCCAGUCAAGAUAUUUGGGAGGAUACACCGAGCAGCGCCAUGUAUUCAGCAGAAGUCUCCACGCCAGACCUUCCCGCCCAAGCAGCAAGUCAAGAAGCCUCUAAAACUUUCGAAACGCCAGAACAGGAAGGCGCACGAAAGGGCGAGCCGUCCGAGGCUGAACGUGAAAAACUCAUCCCUAAUGAAGAGAGGCUCGCAAAGUCUCGUUUUGCUCCACACCUCCGAGAUGACAUGCCUACCCGACCAGGACAGCUACCCCGUUUCCCCAGCUCUGAUAUAUGGGAGGACAGCCCAGACAGCCACCAUCUCGUCACCACUGUAAGUAAUCCGCCCAUGGAUGAUGAACCAGAGAGCCCUGCAGAUACCGUCUCCAAACCAGCUGUUCCACCACGACCGGGUAGGAGUAGGCUAGGUGAAGAAGCAUCAUCGUCACAGGUCGCCCCUAGCAUACCUGCCAGACCUUUAAACCAAGACGCAAGCGCCACGAAAGCUACUUCUCCCACAGAGUUGAAAAAGGUUCCCAGUAUUCCUGAUAGACCUAAGCCACAAAUUCCAGUAAGACCGGCGAAGAAGACGCCAGAAGCUAGUGGUUCUGCCGAGCAAGAGAAAGUCUCUCCUGCGAUCUCGAAGGUAAAACCUCAAGUCCCUGCUCGACCCGGGGCUGGGAGCAAGAUCGCGAACCUACGAGGCAACUUUAUGAAUGAUCUUAACGCCAAACUUGGACUUGGGCCACCAAAGGAGAAGGAGAAAGAACCAGAGCAGUCAAUAGAGGAAGCCAAACCAUUGGAAGAUGCCCGCAAGGGGAGGGCUCGGGGACCUCAGAGGAGGGCUCCGGCCAAGUCACCCGCCAGUUCGGGUCCUCCUACGAUUCAAUUCUCCAUGUUCAAGCCUCAUUCACUUUGGACAAUUGACGAUACGGAUGAAGUCAGCAUUAUCUCGCAGCCAGCUAAGAAGAUAGACGCACCCUCACCUACUGGAGCCACUCCCUCUUCUAUUACUCUUUCAAGUGAGAAAGCUGAGCAAAUUGAGAAUUCAACCGUGGCCGAUACACCCUUACCUUCUACGAUAGAUACAACGGAUCACGCUCUGGCUGCACAAGAACAAACCGAAGAGCCUCCACCACCUCAAGACCAGCGAAAAGAAUUUGCGACCGAGAUCGCCAAGAAUACGGCCGGUGAUCUAGCAGAGCCCACACUAGGAACACCCACUCAAGAAAGACCUAAUCCCUUAAGUCAUCAUGUCUCCGAUGAAGAUGAUGGGCUUUCGAAGGAAACCACAGCGAGCAGUGACCAGGCUUCCGGUCCAACGCUCGAACGAGAAGACCCAGAUCCAAGCACUGAUGCCAUCCCAGUGAGCAAGCAGACCACGGCUAGUACCGACGCUGGUACCGUCCCGCUGGAGCAUGCGCUUACACACGAGUCAUCCGAAGCGCCUAAAGAACCUCGUGCUGAAGCCCUAUCGGAAGGUGAGCCUGGUAAGGCGAGUGCCGAGCAGGUUUAA
Molecule: messenger RNA, 3225 nt
Organism: Exophiala aquamarina CBS 119918
Lineage: Eukaryota; Fungi; Ascomycota; Eurotiomycetes; Chaetothyriales; Herpotrichiellaceae
Exons: 2
Coding region: 1-3225 (1074 amino acids)
Source: RefSeq, a predicted model, not a curated record